AUCGUGGAAGAAACAGGAGAGACUCGAAGUUGAGACUCGGAAAAAAAAACUCCCCUACCAACUUCCCACCCGCCAUUGAAUCCGUUAUAAAGGAAUCCUGUGGGCAUCUCGAGGGGAUGCGAAGGAGGCGAGGAUGCCGGGAUUCGGGUUAGGAGUUGGAGCGGAGGAAUUGGCAGGAGAGGAGAGGAGGGAGGGGAGGAAGAAGAGGUCGGAGCAGCGGCAUUUGAGAGCGGGAGGGAGGAGGAGAGCUGUGGAGAGUCCCGAUUCCGUGAUCUUCCGCUCCUCCGAUCACCAUUCCGCCGGCAAUGGCAACGCCAGCGUCCGUAGUGCCGGCAGCCACUUAUCCUCCGCCUCCGGCAGCGCCGCCUACCGCUGCUCCUUUGGAUCCGAUCAGGACGCAGCCUUUUCCCAGCUUUCGGUCUUGCAUUUGGCGGGACGCGAGCGCUCCGGUGGCGCUGGGCCAGAUCCAGAACCUGAGAAAGGUGCCUCCUUGCCUUUCCCUUCCCCUGAUAUCCUCACCGCCCAAUCCCACAAAGAGGACCAGCGAAAGCUCUCAAGCUUUUCAGGUUUCACGGACCUAGAGGAGGACUCAGUACAGUCAGGAGAAGAAGAAGAAGAAGAAGAGCAGGAGGAAGAAGAAAGCCCAGACCCACCACAGCAUUCUUUCUCUCACGCCCUCACAGAAUGCAAGAACCGUCGGUUCAGAUCUGAAGCCGGCCCUUUCCCCGGAAGCAAGCCCCGGAGGCGUAGACCCGCCUCCCUUGACCUCGGUAAUAGCCAGGGGACCGAUGCGGCUGCCCUAUCCCCAAGGUUCUUAGUUGGUGGUUUGGGUGGAGGCAUGAAGAAGAGCUCCACCUCCUCGUCCCGCAGCAGAUCGGGCACAUUCCCUAGCCCUGGGACGCCGAACUUUCGGCAAGGUGUUGGGCCUGCAGGCUACCAGAAGGGAUGGAGCUCCGAGCGGGUGGCACUGCCGGUGAACAGCAGCCGGAGGUACGGGGGCAGUGGUGUUUUGCUGCCAUUCAACAAUGGGAGGACAUUGCCGUCGAAAUGGGAGGAUGCAGAGAAGUGGAUCUUGAGCCCUGUUUCAGGUGAUGGGAUUGGGAGGCCGUCGGUGCCACCACCUCAUCAUCGACGGCCCAAGUCGAAAAGUGGACCGCUCGGAAAUCCCGGCAAUGCUCAUAGGGUCUACUCUUCAGCCUCACCAUUGGUGCCCUGCUUCGACACUGGGAGGGCUGGAAAUUUUGUGGCAAGCUCGCCUUUUCUGGCAGGAGUUCUGAUUCCAGAACGCGGGUGUUGCGGUAGUGGCAAUGAUGGAAGAGGUUACGGAGGAGGAGGAGGUUUUGGUGGUGGGGGAGGGAGUUCUUAUUCUACCAAUACAGAGCCUUAUAUAGUGCGAUGUGCGAGCACACAAGGGUGGGUGGAUACACUGAUGGAGUCAUCUUCCUCGUUACCCAGCUCUCAUGGCAUUACACAAGGUUUGGAUGUGAAACUUGAAAGCACCAGAGAAGCAGCCACCAUGAUUUCUCCUGUAUUUUUGAGGAAGGACGUCGCGACUCAAAUGAGCCCUGAAGGAAGUACCUCCACUUCUCCAAAGAAGAGGCAUUUCUUUUCCCCAUCUCUGCAAUCUGCCCAUCCCAUUCAAGAGCUGGAAAGCCAUCUAUCAAAGUUGGAGGUAAGAGAUGUACAGGUAGAUGAUCGAGUAACUGUCACUAGGUGGUCCAAGAAACACAUAGCCCGUGGCUCUGAUAAGCGUUCAACAAACAUCAUAGAAUGGAAGAAGAAGAAGACAGCAGAGGCUAAGUCCUGGGAAGUUGCAGAUACAGGAAAAUCCAUAUCAAAGUACAAGAGAGAGGAAGCUAAGAUCACAGCAUGGGAGAAUUUGCAGAAAGCAAAAGCUGAGGCAGCGAUCAGGAAACUGGAGAUGAAACUAGAAAAGAAGAGAUCUUCGUCAAUGGAGAAGAUUUUGAACAAGCUUAGAUCAGCUCAGAGAAAAGCACAAGAGAUGCGGAGUGCAGCGACUGCGAGCCAAGCAAGCCACAUAGUGAGGCCUACAAAGAGGGUCUCGUACUUCCCCAAAACUGGCCAAAUAAGUUCAUUGAGUGGAUGCUUCACCUGUCAUGCCUUCUAGUGCUGCGCAGUUUUUCCCAUCAAUUAUCUAUUCCCUUCUCAAAGUUUGAGUUAGGUGAAGUGCUGUCAAGUUUGACAAGAUGGGAAUUGGAGAUGAUCAGAAGCCUCAAGUGCCAUGUUUGUUUCUGUAUCAUAUGUCAUUUUUUUAUUUUAUUUUUUAUAUGACCAUCAGGUAUAUUCGAAAGUUAUUUUCUUUUUAUGCUGUUAAGUUGAAUAUGCACGGUAAUGCUAAUAAAUUGGUCUUGUGCUAGUGGAUUGCAAAUAAUAACCCUUAGCAUAAGAUUAAAAAAUUUAAAACUCUGCAAGAUGUUGCAGGGUCUGCUUAUGUUUGCCACAUGACGCAUGUCAGGACAGCAAGGCAUUAUGUAUUUGCGUGAUCCUUUUUCUGGAUAUUCUUAUACUGGGGAAAUGAAAUAAGCUGCAGUAUUUUCUACCAAAACAUGAUCAAGUGAAUCCAUCAAAAACACCUCAAAAAGUAUGGUGCUUUUUGUUAUACCAUAUUUGGUUCUUUGCCGAUGUGUCCAAUUUUGAAGGUGUGACGGACACAUGGCAUCGUGACCUAGAGGUUUAAAGUACAUGAUUUGAGCGAUCUCAUGUGACUUGUUCAGUAUCACAGACAUCGGUACCUAGUUGAUCACCACACGAGAUUAGUAACAUAACGAUGUUUAUGUUGUCGGAUUCUCUUCAAUUUCAUACCACUUCCAUCUGGACUCCUUAUAAAUCAUCCUUUAGAUCGGAUGCUCUCAGGAGCACAUAGCGAAUGGAUCUCAUUAAGUUGGCAUUUUGCUGCAUGGAUCCACGAUCCCUCCAAAUGUGGGUGGCAAGUCUUGUGGCAAGUUUGUUGACACCUACUCUUUUAGUUCUGAGAGUCACUAUUCUGACUCCGAUGGUGUCCAUUAUGGCUCUGACAGUCACGAUCCUGACAUCGAUGAAAAUUAAUGGG
Elaeis guineensis (African oil palm) is the source of this 3070-nucleotide messenger RNA. RefSeq lists its product as uncharacterized. Lineage: Eukaryota; Viridiplantae; Streptophyta; Magnoliopsida; Arecales; Arecaceae. The record is from RefSeq and is a predicted model, not a curated record.